Molecule: messenger RNA, 555 nt
Organism: Caenorhabditis briggsae
Lineage: Eukaryota; Metazoa; Nematoda; Chromadorea; Rhabditida; Rhabditidae
Exons: 6
Coding region: 1-555 (184 amino acids)
Source: RefSeq, a predicted model, not a curated record
AUGUUUAGACACUAUAUUGAAAAUUCUGAAACCAAAGACUACGCCGAAAUCCAAGAGCGCACGAAGAGUUCUAAGCCAAAAGUGGAAAUGGAAGGUUUCGAGGCAAAAAAGAAAGAAUGGGAGAAUAAGUCGGCCAAAAUGAAAGGACAUAUCAAAUCUUUGGAAAAAAAAUUGGAGGCGAGCAAUGAUUUUCGCUUCAAAAUCACGGAAGAGAUGGAAACACUACUAGAAGAAGAUGUCAGUCCCAACCAGACGAUGUGCCUCGAAAUGCCCCGACAAACUUCUGAGUACCAUAAGGAGUUGGGGAAGAAAGUGAGAUCCAAUUUCGAGCACAUGAGAAAUGCGAAUCGCGGACUACAAAUGAGCCUCGAGGAGCUGGUGCAAAAUGAGGAAAAAUUUAGAUCCGAAAAUGCUGAAAUCUGUAAGAAGUUUUGGGACCAAACAGCUCAAGUGGACACACUGAUCAAGAUGUUGGAAGAUAAAAGCAACCGUUCGGAUCAUUGGAGAUGGCAUGGUUAUUCAAGAGCAACAACGAUACAUCCAAAAUCUUGGUAA